CUCCUGGCUGGAUCUGCCAGCAGAACAGUCGCAGGGAAAACAUUCGGUCAGGAGCAGAGCAGAUGAAGCUGCUGCAGGAAGAACAACUCAGAUAUAGAUUAUAGAUUAUUGAUUAUUAAUUAUCAGUUCAGAGCUGCAGAAUCUGGACGGCAGAUCCUCAGGAAGCAGGUUUGAUUAGAUGCUGAAGACAAACUGAGCAGAAAUCAUCCAGCAGAACACAACAUGGCAGCUGCUUCAGCGGCUCAGGACCUGGACGAGCGGUGCUUCCUGUCGGCCCAGUCGAUGCCCAGCCUGAAGGUCUCCCAACACUUCCAGGUGCUGAAGCUGCUGGGCGAGGGCUCCUAUGGGAAGGUGAUGCUGGCGGUCCACAGGAAGCGAGGAACUCCGAUGGCUCUGAAGUUCUUCCCUCGCCAGUCGACCUCUCUGACCUCCUUCCUCCGUGAAUACAACCUCUCUCUGUCCUUCUGCACUCAUCCUUCUCUAACCCGAGCUCUCGGCAUCUUCUUCUCCACGCCGACCUACUACGUGUUCGCUCAGCAGGCCGGACUGUACGGAGACCUGUACAGCGUCGUCGUGUCCGAGGUGGGGCUGGAUGAGGACCGGGUCCAGAGGGUGAUGUCUCAGCUCAGCGGUGCCGUCUCUCACCUCCACUCUCUGGGCUUCGUCCACCGGGACAUCAAACCGGAGAACGUCUUCCUGUGCGACGCCUCCUGCCGCUGGGUGAAGCUGGGAGACUUCGGCCUGGCCCGGGCCGUCGGGACCACGGUCCGGGCCGUCUGGUACGAGUCGCCCUUCUGCACCCCGGAGGUGGAGCCGGCCAAGGACGAGGAGGCGGAGGACAUCUGGAUCACGGUGGAGACCAGCAUGGACAGCUGGGCCCUCGGGGUUCUGGUCUACUGCCUGUUGACCGGAUGCUUCCCCUGGGAGGAGAGCACCAGCAGUGACUCGAUGUACCGGAGAUACAGGGACUGGUUCUACCGGGAGCAGGACGUAGAGGAGGACCAGCAGCAGGAGGACGGACUCACCAUCAUGGAGAGGAACCAGAGGAACAACCCUCCUCCAUCCCAGUUCGAAGGCCUCAGCCCUCUGGUCCUCACCCUGCUGAAGGAGCUCCUCCACCCAGAACCCAAACUCAGAGGGAGUCCUGAGGAGGUCCUGAGCUACCUGGGAGGUCCAUGGCUGAUGGAGACGGAGCUGGAGGAGAGGAGGAGGGCCGAGGAGGCCGAGAAGGAGGCCCAGAAGAUGAGGGAGAGAGGAGGAGUGGAGGAGGAGCUGCUGAGGGAGGGCCGAGGAGAGAGAUGAUCUGGAUCAGAGAGAAGUUUCUGUGAACGGAGACUUUAGAACCAUGGAUUCAAGGUGCUGAACUCUUAUAUUUCCAAUAUUUCCAUCGUUGUAUAUAUUUCUGUGUGAGCGUGUUUUAAAAUAUAAAUAAUAAAAGAGAAGAGUGAUCAACCAGCUGUAUUAUAAUGACGAUAUAAAUCUGAAUAAAAUGUUGUGUUUACUUUAA
This is a messenger RNA of Amphiprion ocellaris (clown anemonefish), 1507 nucleotides long. It is a transcript of the gene sbk3, whose product is annotated as SH3 domain binding kinase family, member 3. The record is from RefSeq and is a predicted model, not a curated record. Gene Ontology annotation, molecular function: protein serine/threonine kinase activity; ATP binding. Lineage: Eukaryota; Metazoa; Chordata; Actinopteri; Pomacentridae. The transcript has 4 exons. Bases 223 to 1302 code for a protein of 359 amino acids. Gene Ontology annotation, biological process: peptidyl-threonine phosphorylation; peptidyl-serine phosphorylation.